Messenger RNA from Prorocentrum cordatum, 2421 nucleotides. Lineage: Eukaryota; Dinophyceae; Prorocentrales; Prorocentraceae. The record is from the annotation of a GenBank genome assembly.
AUGUCCACCUCAACCAUCACCACCAAUUCAGAGACCACCUCGACUGGUAGCACCACUUCGGAGAGCAGCGCGACAAGUGCCACCUCGACGUCGGCGACUUCGACGGGCACAGCAACUACUAUUUCACAGACUAGCUCGACUGGUAGCACCACUUCGGAGAGUAGCUCGACCAGUGCCACCUCGACGUCGGCGACUUCGACGGGCACGGCAACUACUAUUUCACAGACUAGCUCGACUGGUAGCACCAUUUCGGAGAGCAGCUCAUCCACUUCGGAGACCAGUUCGACCAUCUCGACCACUGCCACCACGAAGUCGGCGACUUCGACCAGCACGGUGUCCAGCUUCACCAGGACCACGUCGGAGACAAGCUCGAUUACGGCGAGCACGGCGUCGGCGACUUCGACGACCACAGUGUCCUUCUCGACUAGAACAACGACGUCAGGCACAAGCUCUACCACAAGCAGUACGACGUCGGAGACUGCGACGACCACGGUGUCCACCUCGACUAGGACCACGACGUCGAAGACCAGUUCGACCGUAAGCAGUACGACGUCGGAGACUGCGACGUCCACGAUGUCCACCUCGAGCAGGACUACGACGUCGGUGACCAGCUCGACAACUGCUAGCACAUCCCAGACCAGUUCGACUGGAACCAGCUCGACUACUGUCAGCACUUCCCUGACCACGCUCAGCGCCACGUCGGAGACCUCUACUGCGAGCAGCUCGAGCACACUCAGCACCACCUCGAAGACCUUGUCUAUGACGAGCUCGAGCGAGACGAGCACGACAACGGUCACCUCCUCUACCACCCUCAGCUCCACCAGCGCAACGAGUGCGAGUGCGACCAGCUCCACCGAGACCUCCACCAGCACGGCCUCGAGCACCACGCGCUCGAGCGGCACGCGCUCGAGUUCGACGACCGUGACAACCGCCAGCGCGACCAGCACCACCACUCGGAGCAGCUCCACGGCAACCAGCUCCACGAGCUCCACCGCAACCAGCACCACCCGGACCACCAGCUGGCUGCCGUGCAGGCCAGGGUGCGAGGGUGCCACCUACUUUGGCUGCGACGAACCCUUGGCGGCCGGCCGCAGCUGCCACCCGUCCAAGAUCAGCAGCAGCCCGUGCAUAUCUGGAGUGGCGCCCGAGCUGGUAUGCCCCGCACAGAACCUCGACAACAGCCGCAUCCCAAAGUUCUUUCCAGCAAUCCCGGACGAAGACACGCCGAUGAUCCAGUGCCGUGUCUGCGGCAUCGGAUCACUGAGCGAGGAUGAGAGUGGUGUCCAGGGCUACUACACAGGCGUCAUCAGCUUCGGUCGCAACCAGAUGCACGGCGAGCUGAACGAGGAACACGUCGUCGGCUACAACCUCUACUUCGUAAACGCCCUUUACGAGAAGGUGCCUUGGAACGGGCAAGUUCAGGCAAUCCAGUUUGUGCACAAGACGGAAGGGCAGCCAGGAGCCUGUUGCGCCGACGACGCCUACGAGGUGUCGGUGACGGACCUCGAGCUCCCGUACGGCGAGGUCGCCGACCCAUCGGACCUCCGCAUCAUGGUCGUGGCCGUGGACUCCGAGGACGUCGAGAUGCCCGUGGGUCCGACUCAGGAGUUGCCCGUCGACGCCGACGAGGCGUGCCCCCCGCCCAGUCUCUUCCUGGCGGACACGGACAUGCAGCUGUGCGAGCUGGCAGGGCCCGGCCAGGGGCCGCCCGUCGCCCGCCCCCCAGGGGCGACUGGUGCGCAGAGACCGCACCGCAGCACAGCGAGGAGGCUCAGCGAGGGCUUCUGCACGGCCUGCGCGGGGAUGCCCCUGGUGGGGUGCACGUCGGACCUGAGCCCAGGGGAGAGCUGCAGCCCGGUGAAGCCGACGUCGGGCUGCGUCCAGGGGGCCGAGCUCACCCUCACCUGCCCCGCCGGCCACGCCGGCGCCGCUCUGCCAAGCAUCCUCUACCACGAGCCCGAUUUUCCGACCCUCGUGUGCCAGGUCUGCGGCAUCGGCGGCGUGAGCGAGGACGCGGACGCGCGCGCGGGGUAUUACGACGGCAACGUAAGCUUCGGCAGAAACACGAAGGGGUCCAGCCAGAUCGACGAGACUUCGAUCAAGGAGUAUAGGGUCUACUUCUCCGAUGGUGCAGGGAACAAGGACCUGUACGGGGGGCUCAUCGGCUCCGUCAGUGCAGCCUCGUCCGGCGUCGGGGCCGAGAGCGCCGACUGCUGCGACCGUGCGGCGUACUCGGUGGCGGUCGCGGGCCGCUUCCGGCCUGGCUUCGCGACCCACAUCAUGGUGGUGCCCGUCGACACGGACGAUCUGGAGAUGCCCGUGGGGCAGACGAUGGCAUUCGUCGACGCGGAGUCCUCCUGCGUGGAGCCGGCCGGCAUGCUCGCUCCUGCGGUGCCGAUGGGCCAGUGCCCCGACGGCGGC